Molecule: messenger RNA, 1699 nt
Organism: Cucumis melo (muskmelon)
Lineage: Eukaryota; Viridiplantae; Streptophyta; Magnoliopsida; Cucurbitales; Cucurbitaceae
Exons: 8
Coding region: 364-1515 (383 amino acids)
Biological process (GO): proteolysis
Molecular function (GO): serine-type exopeptidase activity; dipeptidyl-peptidase activity
Source: RefSeq, a predicted model, not a curated record
GAAGAAUAACAUGGACUACAUUGUGAGCAAAUCCAUAUUUCUUCCACUACUACUACUUUCUAUUUCUUCAUGUGUUUGUGGCCACAUCCCAAUCCUUGGAAUGCAAAGAAGACCAUUCCACAGUAGGCCUCAACAACUUGAUGGACUUGCAACUUUCUAUUAUAAACAACCACUUGAUCAUUUUAAUUAUCAACCUCAAAGUUAUGUUACAUUUGAUCAAAGAUAUAUCAUUGAUUUCAAGCAUUGGGAAGGUAUAUCAAUCCCAAAACUCCUAUCUUUGCUUUCCUCGGUGCCGAAAGUGACAUCGACAAUGACGUACCCUACGUUGGCUUUCCUCUUCGUUUUGCCUCUCGAUACAAGGCUAUGUCCGUGUAUUUAGAGCAUAGAUUUUAUGGAAAAUCAGUACCAUUUGGUUCAAUAGAGAAGGCUAUGAAAAAUGGAAGCAUUAGAGGGCAUCUUAAUUCAGCUCAAGCCUUAGCAGAUUAUGCUGAAUUGCUUUUGCACAUCAAGAAAAAGUUUGCAUAUGAUACUUCUCCAAUUAUAGUCAUGGGAGCCUCCUAUGGUGGAAUGCUGGCUUCAUGGUUUAGGCUAAAGUAUCCUCACAUUGCUCUUGGAGCCUUGGCUUCUUCAGCUCCAAUUCUCUACUUUGACAACAUUACACCACAAGAUGGAUAUUACUCCGUCGUCUCCAAAUCAUUCAAAGAAACGAGCAAAACGUGCCACGACACCAUACGUAGAUCGUGGGGUGAAAUCGACCGAAUUGCCGAGAAGACUCAGGGAGGGCUUUCGAUUUUGAGCAAGCAAUUCAAAACUUGUGGGAAAUUGAAGACGAGUUCCGAGAUAAAGAGCUUAAUGGACAGUGUGUUUACAACGGCAGCUCAAUACAACAAUCCGUUCGAGAAUCCAGUGAGCGGCAUAUGUGUAGCCAUUGAUGAAGAAGCAAAGAAAAAAAGUGAUGUGAUCAAGCAAGUGGUUGCGGGGAUUAUUGCUUAUCUAGGGGAAAGGCCUUGUUAUGAUGUCUACGAAUUUGCCUAUUAUAAUGAUCCCCUUAACCAAUACGUUUGGCAGACUUGUAGCGAGAUGGUAAUGCCCAUUGGUAUUAGUGGUAGGGACAAAAACUCAAUGUUCCAAACUUCACCCUUCGAGUUCAACGAGUUCAAAAAUAAUUGCAAGGAUAUGUAUGGUGUCACACCAAGGCCUCAUUGGAUCACCACUUUCUAUGGAGGCCAAGACCUAAGAUUAGUGCUGCAUCGAUUUGGUAGUAACAUCAUUUUCUCUAAUGGAUUGAGAGAUCCUUACAGCAGUGGCAGUGUAUUGCAAAAUAUAUCUCAGAGCAUCGUUGCUAUUACCACUGCCAAAGGUUCUCAUUGCUUAGACAUAGGACCAGACGGUGAGGAUGAUCCUGAUUGGUUGAUAAUGCAAAGGAAGAGUGAAAUGGAUAUAGUUGAUGGUUGGAUUUCAAACUAUCAUGCUGAUCUUUUGCUAUUCAACCAAAGUGUUGGUUCUGCCCACUAAUAUAUAUAUUCCAAAAAUGCAUUUUAUUUAUAAGGUGCAGCAAUAUUUAUAUUUUAAAACAAUGAAAAUGUUAAAGUGAGCAUAACUCAACUAGUACGUGGAAAGAAUUAUAUAAAUAAUAAAAAAAAAUUGAACUAUGCAUUAUAGAUAUAUAUACAUGAGUAUCUCCCUCCCUUUAAAGAGA